Messenger RNA from Ananas comosus (pineapple), 1774 nucleotides. RefSeq names its product protein DETOXIFICATION 16-like. Bases 69 to 1550 code for a protein of 493 amino acids. Lineage: Eukaryota; Viridiplantae; Streptophyta; Magnoliopsida; Poales; Bromeliaceae. The record is from RefSeq and is a predicted model, not a curated record. The transcript has 8 exons. Gene Ontology annotation, cellular component: membrane. Gene Ontology annotation, molecular function: xenobiotic transmembrane transporter activity; antiporter activity. Gene Ontology annotation, biological process: xenobiotic detoxification by transmembrane export across the plasma membrane.
UCCUUUCUCUUCUCGACUCUCGUCUCCCUCCAUAGCAAGCAAGGAGAGAAAUUAAUAAAACCCCUUCAAUGGGAGAAGGAGAAGAGGAGAACCCAUCUCCCCAUUCCCCUCUUCUCCCCUCCUCCUCCUCCUCCUCCUCCGAGCAAAACCCUAACCCUCCGAUCUCCAUCGCCGUCGCCGAUGAGGUCCCUCGGCAGCUAGGGCUCGCGGCGCCAUUGAUCGCCGUGAGCCUCCUUCAGUACCUGCUCCAGGUCAUCUCCGUCAUGGUCGUCGGCCACCUCGGCGAGCUCGCCCUCUCCGGCGCCUCCGUCGCCGCCUCCUUCGCCAACGUCACCGGAUUCAGCGUCCUGCUUGGUAUGGGAACUGCACUCGACACGCUUUGCGGGCAGGCCUAUGGGGCAAAACAAUACCAUAUCCUCGGUAUACAAAUGCAGAGGGCUAUGUUUGUUCUUCUCCUUGCAAGUGUUCCGUUAGCUUUUAUUUGGGCCAACACAAGCCAAAUUCUCAUUGCCGUUGGUCAGAAUCCCGAAAUAUCAAAAGAAGCAGGUUUAUACGCUCGUUGGCUGAUCCCUGGCCUCUUUGCCUAUGGUUUGCUUCAAUGCCACGUUAGAUUUCUACAAACCCAAAAUAUAAUCUUUCCGAUGGUGAUUAGUUCUGGGGUAACUGCAUUACUUCAUCUUAUAUUAUGCUGGAUUUUGGUGUAUAAAUCUGGCCUUGGAACCAAAGGUGCAGCAUUGGCGACAACUAUAUCCUACUGGAUCAACACGCUUAUAUUAGCAUUAUACAUCAAGCUCUCUCGAGCUUGCAGGAGGACUUGGACUGGAUUUUCAACAGAGGCACUAAGUGAUGUUCUUAACUUUUUGAGACUUGCUGUUCCCUCCGCUUUUAUGACUUGCUUAGAGUAUUGGGCGUUUGAAAUGGUGGUUCUUCUAGCUGGUUUUCUUCCCAAUCCAAAACUAGAGACUUCAGUUUUGUCAAUCAGCCUGAACACAAUGUGGGUGGUUUAUACGAUCCCAACUGGUCUCAGCAAUGCUGCAAGUAUUAGAGUUUCAAACGAACUAGGAGCCGGGCAUCCGCAAGCUGCACGCUUGUCGGUAUAUGUUGUGGUAGCCAUAGCCAUAACCGAGGGCCUAAUUGUUGCCUUAGCUACCAUCUUGGUGCGCGAUAUUUGGGGCUACUUAUAUAGCAAUGAAGAAGAAGUCGUGAAAUAUGUAUCAGCUAUGAUGCCGAUUCUUGCUGCUUCUGAUUUUAUGGAUGGGAUUCAAUGCACUCUUUCAGGCGCUGCUAGAGGAUGUGGUUGGCAGAAGAUAUGUUCAGUAAUCAACCUCGGUGCCUAUUAUGUCGUCGGCAUUCCAUCUGCUGUUCUCUUUGCUUUUUUCUUCCAUGCCGGUGGGAAGGGCCUAUGGAUGGGAAUUAUAUGCGCGAUGAUCGUACAAAUUUUGGUUCUCAUCGCAAUGAUACUCUCCACCAAUUGGGAUCAAGAAGUGAGAAAGGCCAGGGAAAGUGUUCAAACAUCUGAUGCAAACACUGAUCCUAUGAUUCAAUCAUAAAUCGCAGCAUCUUAUAAUUCCUCUUCAGUUAAGAGACUAUUAUUCAUUUUGUAAAACUCAAUCCAUCUGCUACAAAAAAGUAAAUUUACACUCUGAAAGUGUAUGUAAAAAUGUGAAAAUGUUAGUAUGUUUAUGAAAAAUUUAAUGUAGACCCCCUCAACUAUAGACUAUUUCGAAGUUGGUUUCGAACUUCAUGUUUUUAAUCCAUUUCCUUUAAUACCUUU